Molecule: messenger RNA, 1941 nt
Organism: Mandrillus leucophaeus (drill)
Lineage: Eukaryota; Metazoa; Chordata; Mammalia; Primates; Cercopithecidae
Gene: LRRC45
Product: leucine rich repeat containing 45
Exons: 15
Cellular component (GO): centrosome
Molecular function (GO): protein binding
Source: RefSeq, a predicted model, not a curated record
CCCGCGGCCUCUCCCGGGGCGCCUUGUUCUUCCUGGAUACUGAGGCCCCGACGCGGCAGUCGCGAGGGCUGGGGUCGGGGCUGCAGGCGCGGCAGGGCCUGGAGGGGUCGCGCGACGCGCCUGCCUGCUUCCUGCACGGUAGUCCCCAAGCACUGCGGGGCCCCAGCCCAAAGCGGACCUUGACUACCGCCCAGCCCCCGCGCUUCAGGACCUCCCGCCCGCAGAGCCCACUCGGAUUCGUCUGGGUCGGCGGAGGCCCCGUCUGCCGUACCUGGCGCUGGGACUGCUCCGCACCGGGCGGCUCCCUUUAAGCAGCUGCGGGAGCAUGCGGAGGAGGCCCUGCCGGCCCCGCGGGUCAUGGAGGAGUUCCGGCGCUCCUACAGCCGCCUGUGCAGGGAGAGUGGGGCCGAGCCCCAGGAGGCUGUCCUGCAGCAGCUGCACCAGCUUCCCAGGGGCCGGCUGGACCUGGCCACGCAGAGCCUGACGGUGGAGACCUGCAGGGCCCUGGGCAAGCUGCUGCCGAGGGAGAUGCUGUGCACGGAGCUGGUCCUGAGUGACUGCAUGCUCAGCGAGGAAGGGGCCACACUGCUGCUCCGAGGCCUGUGUGCCAACACCGUGCUGCGCUUUCUGGACUUAAAGGGCAACAAUCUUCGGGCCGCAGGGGCUGAGGCUCUGGGAAAACUCCUCCAACAGAACAAGUCCAUUCAGAGCCUCACGCUGGAGUGGAACAGCCUGGGCACGUGGGACGAUGCCUUCGCCACCUUCUGCGGGGGCCUGGCGGCCAACGGCGCCCUGCAGCAGCUGGACCUCCGCAACAACCAGAUCAGUCACAAAGGCGCUGAGGAGCUGGCCCUCGCCCUGAAGGGCAACACCACCCUCCAGCAGCUGGACCUGCGCUGGAAUAACGUUGGCCUCCUGGGGGGCCGGGCCCUCAUGAACUGUCUCCCCAGCAACAGAACCCUGUGGAGGCUGGACCUGGCUGGGAACAACAUCCCCGGGGAUGUCCUCAGAGCCGUGGAGCAAGCCAUGGGCCACAGCCAGGACCGGCUCACCAUCUUCCAGGAGAACCAAGCCCGCACUCACGUCCUCAGCAAGGAGGUCCAGCACCUCCGGGAGGAGAAGUCCAAGCAGUUUCUGGACUUGAUGGAGACCAUUGAUAAGCAGCGGGAAGAGAUGGCCAAGAGCAGCAGGGCGUCGGCAGCCCGUGUAGGACAGCUUCAGGAAGCCCUGAAUGAGAGGCACUCCAUCAUCAACGCUCUCAAGGCCAAGCUGCAGAUGACGGAGGCCGCCCUGGCUCUGUCAGAGCAGAAGGCCCAGGACCUGGGGGAGCUCCUGGCCACAGCGGAGCAGGAGCAGCUGAGCCUAUCGCAGAGGCAGGCCAAGGAGCUCAAGCUGGAGCAGCAGGAAGCUGCGGAGCGGGAGUCUAAGCUCCUCAGAGACUUGUCUGCUGCUAAUGAAAAGAACCUGCUCCUGCAAAACCAGGUAGAGGAGUUGGAGCGGAAGGUCAGGUGUCAGCAGGAGCAGCUGUUCCAGACCAGGCAAGAACUGACCAGCACAUCAGCCGAGCUGAAGAUGCGGGCCAUCCAGGCCGAGGAGCGCCUGGACAUGGAGAAGAGAAGGUGCAGACAGAGCCUGGAGGACUCGGAAAGCCUGCGCAUCAAGGAGGUGGAGCAUAUGACCCGGCACCUGGAGGAGAGUGAGAGGGCCAUGCAGGAACGGGUGCAGAGGCUGGAGGCUGCUCGCCUGUCCCUGGAAGAGGAGUUGGGCCGAGUGAAAGCAGCGGCACUCAGCGAGCGUGGCCAGGCGGAGGAGGAGCUGAUCAAGGCCAAGAACCAGGCCCACCUGGAGGAGCGACAGCGUCUGGCUCACCUGGAGGACAAGCUGCGACUGCUGGCGCAGGCACGAGACGAGGCGCAGGGCGCUUGCCUGCAGCAGAGGCAG